Molecule: messenger RNA, 705 nt
Organism: Hibiscus syriacus
Lineage: Eukaryota; Viridiplantae; Streptophyta; Magnoliopsida; Malvales; Malvaceae
Product: NAC domain-containing protein 21/22-like
Exons: 3
Coding region: 1-705 (234 amino acids)
Biological process (GO): regulation of DNA-templated transcription
Molecular function (GO): DNA binding
Source: RefSeq, a predicted model, not a curated record
AUGAGGAAGAUGACUUCAACUGAUACCUUGAUUGAAGUUGAUCUUAAUAAAUGUGAUCCAUGGGAUAUUCCAGAAACGGCUCGAGUGGGAAGCAACGAAUGGCAUUUUUUAAGUCAAAGAGAUCGAAAAUAUGCAACGGGAUUGCGGACGAAUAGAGCAACACCCUCGGGGUACUGGAAGACUACUGGGAAAGAUAGGGCUGUCCUUAGCAAGUGCACCAUUGUUGGGAUGAGGAAAACCUUGGUGUUCUUCCAAGGUAGGGUUCCCAAAGCAACUAAAACUGAUUGGAUCAUGCAUGAAUCUAGUCUUCAAGGAACUUCCCUCCCCAAGCUUUCCACUUUCAAGGAAGGUUUGCUUUUAUGUCGAGUGUUCCACAAAAACGAAGAGAUUAGUGCAACACACAGGGGCAUGGGAGGAUGUUAUGAUGAGCCAGGCUCCUCAUCACCUCUUCCACCAUUGAUAGGUUCUAACAUCACUUUACAUCAAGAGCAACCAAAUUCAGAUGAGCGGCAACUGCACUGCUUCUGCAAUUUGUCCCGAAACCAAACCAACCCGAUUCUCACUGGCAUCGAACUGGACAUCCCGGCCGAAACAGAAUUGGGCGUCGGACAAACACCCAUCAUUGUUGCUUGCUUGGACUCCUCCCUUUGUGACAAAAAGGUGAUCAAACCUGUGCUGAAUCAUCUGACCAAGCUGGAUACUUAA